Molecule: messenger RNA, 2800 nt
Organism: Patella vulgata (common limpet)
Lineage: Eukaryota; Metazoa; Mollusca; Gastropoda; Patellidae
Product: RNA polymerase-associated protein LEO1
Exons: 13
Coding region: 210-2675 (821 amino acids)
Biological process (GO): positive regulation of transcription elongation by RNA polymerase II; transcription elongation by RNA polymerase II
Cellular component (GO): nucleus; Cdc73/Paf1 complex
Molecular function (GO): RNA polymerase II C-terminal domain phosphoserine binding
Source: RefSeq, a predicted model, not a curated record
UCUACACAAUAACUUGUCAAAGAAGACCACGAGUUUCACACGUUGGUUUGUUUUCAUCACGUGUACAUCCAGGAAGAAUCCAAUAGGUCUUGGGAUAUUCCAUUAAUUGGGCAAACAUGGCGAAUUGAAAAUAAUAAUUGAAUAACAUGUAACGGGACCAUUUGGCAACCAUUUUUGUUCUGAAUCACGUAGUUAUCGAGGGACGAAACAUGGAGAGUCAGAGUGGCAGUGAUGAUGAUAAUGCUGGGUCUGGUUCAGACCACGAAGGAAAUAGACAUUCUGGUUCAGAAGCAGGUUCUCCAGCUGGCAGUGGAUCUGGAUCAGGUUCAGAUAGUGAGGCAGGCAGUCCAGUUCGAAGCGGUAGUGAUAAGAGCCGGUCACCAAGUCCGACGGCUGGUUCUCCAGCUGUUAGUCCAGCAGGAAGCCGUCAUAGUAGUAGAGGAAGCAGUCCAGUAGGAAGUGGUGGUGGCAGUGAUCAUGAAGAUGGGAGUGGUGCUGCAAGUCCUGCUCAUAGUGGAGGUGGUAGUCCUCAACAAAGUAAUGGUGGAAGUCCAAGAGACAGUCCAGCUAGUAGUCCAAGAGGAAGUGGAAGAGGUAGUAAUGUGGGUAGUCCUGAGGCCAGUGAUAUAGGCACACCUGCGGGAAGCAAUGCUGGUAGUCCUGCAAGGAGUGCUGCUGGUAGUCCAGUUGCCAGUAGAGAUGGUAGUCCAGCAGGCAGUGAAGGUGGUAGUCAUAGAGGUAGUCCAGCACAGAGUGGUGGUGGAAGUCCCGCCAGUAGUGGAGGUAGAAGUCCCACUGGCAGUGGAGGUGGAAGUCCAGCAGUCAGUGGCAGUGAAAGUCCAGCAGGCAGUGGUGGUGGAAGUCCUGCAGGCAGUGGCGGUGGAAGUCCAGCAGGCAGUGGCGGUGGAAGUCCAGCAGGCAGUGGCGGUGGCAGUCCAGCAGGCAGUGGCGGUGGAAGUCCAGCAGGCAGUGGCGGAAGUGCAGCAGGCAGUGACGGUGGAAGUCCAGCUGGCAGUGGCGGUGGAAGUCCUGCAGGUAGUGGUGUGGUUGGCAGCCCUGUAGGUAGUGAAAGAGGAAGUCCAGUGGGCAGAAUUAGCCCUGCUGUAAGUGGUGGGGGUAGCCCAAAGGAAAGUAAAAUGCCUGACAGAAGUCGCUCCAACAGUCCUGAUGGAAGUCGUGGUGGGAGUCCUCAUUCAGUUAGAAGUGGUUCAAAAAGUCUUGCAAGGAGUGGGCACAAUAGUGCUGAAGGAAGUAAUAGAGGGAGUCGACCAGGAUCACCAAUGGAUGAAGGAAAAAGGAGUAGAUCGCCUAGUCCAGCUGGAAGUAACCAGUCAAAAGGUAGUAGAGGGUCUCCUAAAGAUGUACAUAUGGCUAGUGAUAAAGAUGGCGAAGGAAGUGGAUCAGAUAAAGAAGUUAAGAAAAGAAAAAAUGCCAUUAUGAGUGAUGAAGAUAGUGAUGAAGAGGUGGGAAAAAAAGUACAUGGUUCUGAUGAUAAUAUGGAAGCAACAAUGGGUGAUUUGUUUGGUGAUGCUGAUGAUAUUAGUUCUGAUGAAGAUGAUAAAGAGAAGAAAGGGAAUGAUGAAUCUCAAAUACAGCAUCCACGUUUUGAUGACGAUGAGGAUGAGCAGAAUCAACAAGAAGAAGAAAUACCUGAAACCAGAAUAGAAGUUGAAAUACCACGUAUUGUUACAGAUUUAGGCAAAGCUGUACAUUAUGCAAAAUUACCUAAUUUCCUUAGUGUAGAAACAAGACCGUAUGAUUCUGCAACAUAUGAAGAUGAAAUAGACGAAGAUGAAGUAUUGGAUGAAGAAGGUAGAGCUCGUAUGAAGUUAAAGGUAGAAAAUACAAUAAGAUGGAGAAAUAAGAAAGAUGAAGAUGGAACUGAUGUAUUAGAUGAUAAUCUUAAUCCAAUUAGAGAAAGUAAUGCCAAGAUGGUUAAAUGGUCAGAUGGCAGCAUGUCUCUACAUCUAGGAGAUGAAGUAUUUGAUGUUUAUGCUAUGCCUCUACAAGGCGAUUUUAAUCAUUUAUUCGUACGGCAAGGUACUGGUUUACAAGGUCAAUCUGUAUUUAAAACAAAACUAGCUUUUAGACCUCAUUCCACAGAAUCAUUUACACAUCGUAAAAUGACCAUGUCGUUAGCUGAUAGAUCUAAUAAAACACAGAAAGUUAAAAUGUUACCUAUCACAGGUCAUGAUCCAGAACAAAACAGAUCAGAAAUGAUUAAGAAAGAAGAAGAAAGAUUAAGAGCAUCUAUAAGAAGAGAAAGUCAACAGAGACGUAUGAGAGAACGUGCACAUGCUCGUGGUAUGAAUGCUAAUUAUUUAGAAGGUGGUUAUGAUGAUGAGGAUGAUGAUGAAGAAAUGUCUAUAGCUGCUAUCAAAAAGAAAUAUAAAGAUGGUGUUAAUCAAAGAAUGAAAGAGAGACCUAACAUCUAUAGUUCUGAUAGCGAAGAUGCUUAUGAGACUGAUAAUGAGGAUUUACAAGCUAAAAAACUAAAUAAAGCCAAAAAAUUAGACAGUGAUGAGGAUUCUGGAUCAGAUACCGGACCUCGUAGAAAGAAAGCUCGAGUUGUGAGUGAUGACGAAGAGGAAGAAGGUGGAGGUGCUAGUGGGGUUGGGGGAAAUGGUAGUGAUACAGGAGGAGGGGGUACAGGAAUUGAUGUGGAGAGUGAUUAGACCAUGCAAAAAUAUGUAUAUAAAGUAUGACAUUUAGAUAAGAUAUGUUGUAAAUAUCAUGUGACACAUCUCAUUAUCCAAAUUCUUAUUUUUUAAAAUGGGAAAUAAAACUACAACAAAUCUUA